Volvox carteri f. nagariensis is the source of this 1614-nucleotide messenger RNA. RefSeq names its product heat shock protein Hsp70F (gene hsp70F). The transcript is spliced from 12 exons. Gene Ontology annotation, cellular component: cytoplasm. Gene Ontology annotation, biological process: protein refolding; cellular response to unfolded protein. Gene Ontology annotation, molecular function: ATP binding; ATP hydrolysis activity; misfolded protein binding. Bases 1 to 1614 code for a protein of 537 amino acids. NCBI's taxonomy places the organism in Eukaryota, Viridiplantae, Chlorophyta, Chlorophyceae, Chlamydomonadales, Volvocaceae. The record is from RefSeq and is a predicted model, not a curated record.
AUGCGUUUUCCUGCCCUGCCGGUACUGCCUUUCACGUCCAUCAAGAACGGCGAAGCACCGUACAAGAAGUUAGAAAAGCGCACGGCGCAUAGCUUGGCUGGCAAGUUGCGUAAUAAGCAACGGAAGGAGUACGAGUUCAUGUGGCUAACGCGAUGUUCUACAACAUCUCCUUGGGAUGGUCUCUGUUGCCCUUCUUCACGCCCCCUUCGCAUCGGGCAAUGCCAAGUCCAACAAGGGGGCGGAAGGAAGAAGCGGCUCCCGUUUUCAUCUGCCGGCAUUAGCCGCACCAAUAGCAAUAAAGCCGAUGGCAGUAGGGAUUCGAGCGACAACAGCAGCAGUAGCAACGGUGCCAGAGGUGCAAACGCUAUCAGGGCGGCCGUGGGAAUCGACCUGGGUACCACCACCAGCGCGAUAGCAGUGGCGGGGCCUGACGGCAGGCCGAUGGUGGUGGAGGACGAGAAGGGGCGUGCCGUGAUACCGUCCGUUGUGUUUGUACGGCAGGACGGUUCCGUACUGGUGGGGGAGGAGGCCGCCGCAGCAGCAGAAUCGGAUCCCGCCAACGCAUUUUACGGCAUCAAACGGCUAAUGGGCCGUACGUACAGGGAAGUCGUACAGGAGCGGGACGAGCAGUCGCCGUACAUACCGUCGUCGCGGCCUCCGACCUCCAGCAUGACGCCGGGGGAGCCGAGGCUUUCGCGGGAGGAUGAGGUUUUAGCGGGUUAUGAUCAGCAGCGGCAGCGGCAGCGCCGGUUUCGGAGCUACUCUCUUGUUGAGGGACCUGACGGCUGUGUGCAGGUGUCCUGUCCGGCAUUUGGUCGUGACCUGACACUACAGGAGAUCAGCUCCCACUUGCUGCGUCAUCUCGUGUCGCGGGCACGCACCUUUCUGGAACGACAAAUUGUACGACAACAGCAGCAGCUGGGGGAGGAGCUGGGGGAGGGUGGGGUGGCGACUGGGACAGCGGGGGGAGGCGGAGGGGGGGAUCGGCGGUGUGUCAGCACUGUGGAGGUUCUGGAUGCCGUCAUUACCGUACCGGCGCACUUCGGCCCGACUCAGCGGCGAGCGGUUUCGGAGGCGGCCCGGGCCGCGGGCUUGCAGCGUGUGAGCCUCCUGCAGGAGCCCAUCGCUGCGGCCAUGGCGUACGGCUUCGGCUCGCCGCAAGUGCCGUACGAUGUACUUUUGGUGUACGAUUUAGGUGGCGGUACGCUGGAUCUGACAGUGGUGGAGGCGUUUGAGGGUAUCAUGGAGCAGCAGCGGGAGGAGGGCCUGACGGAGACCGAACUCAGUGCGGAGACGUUUGAGGAGCUCGUCAGCUGGGGGGCCAUCUUCCACCGGAUCUGGAUCCACGAGGGUGUGGAUCUGGUUCUGGAUCCCAGUCUGGGUUUAAAUCUGGAUCCAGUGUCUGUUCGGGCUCGAGCGGCAGCUCUCCGGAUUUGGAGGGCCCGGGGCGUCGCGAGGGAGCAGCAGCAUGGGAGUUCUCUAUCUUCCCGCCACAGCCGGCGGCGGCGGCGGCGGCAGCAGCAGCUGGUGACCACGAUGGCUGCGGCGGAGGCGGUGGUACGACAGCAGCUUCUGCUUCGGCGGCGAAGUACGUCGCGCCGCCGCGGCGGUUGA